Messenger RNA from Rhizophagus irregularis DAOM 181602=DAOM 197198, 1625 nucleotides. RefSeq lists its product as uncharacterized. NCBI's taxonomy places the organism in Eukaryota, Fungi, Glomeromycota, Glomeromycetes, Glomerales, Glomeraceae. The record is from RefSeq and is a predicted model, not a curated record. Gene Ontology annotation, molecular function: protein binding.
CACGAAUUCUUUUUUUCUUACGAUAAAAAACACACUAAAAAUUUAUUUUAAAAUGACUUUUGAAUUUUAUACUAGAUUAUCUCAAAGUUUUUCUCAAUUACUUGAUGACGCAAAUGACCAUGAUAUUAUUAUCAAAGUUGGAGGAAAUUCAAAUACAAAAGAAUUUCGUGCUCACUCAUAUAUAUUAAAAGCUCGAUCUCCUUAUUUCAAAAGAGCUCUUUCACAGGACUGGGCUAUAAAGAAAAACAAUAUGUAUAAUUUUACUAAACCGAAUAUCUCUCCCAUUACAUUUGAGAUUAUUCUUAGAUAUAUGUAUACUGGUAUUCUUGAUUUAAAAGGUAGCGAUUGCUCAGAUAUUCUAGAUCUUCUCGUGGUAUCUGAUGAAUUACUUAUUGAAGAAUUGGUUACGUUUAUACAAGAUUACUUUUAUGAAUAUAAAAUUGAUUGGUUGAGACAAAAUAGUUCCAAGGUUUUUCAUACGGUAAUUAAAUUGGAAAGUUGUAAAAAACUUCAAGAAUAUUGUUAUGAAAUUAUUUACGAAUUUCCAAAACCUUUUUUAAAUUCCCUUGAAUUUCCAAGAUUAGAAAAAAGUAUUUUACUUGAAUUAGUUAAACAAGAUUUAAUAAUUGAAGAAAUUGAAUUAUGGAAUUAUCUUUUUAAAUGGGGAAUCGUUCAUACUCCUGAAUUAGAAGGAAAGAGUAUAACUGAUUUAAGUAAAUGGGAUGAAGAAGAUUUCUUAGCUUUAAAAAAUACUUUAAACCCAUUUAUCUCUCAUGUUAGAUUUUUCGAUAUUUCUUCAAGAGAUUUUCAUACUAUUAUCUGGCCUUUUAAAAAAGUGUUACCCGAAAUACUCUGUGAGGAUGUAUUGUCAUUUCAUAUGGCUGGUAAUAUACCUGAAAAUAAAUUACCUUCUCGUAAUGGAAUUGUAACUAAUGAUUCAGUUAUCAUUAGAUCAAAACAUGCCGCAAUCCUUGUUAACUGGGCUCUAAAAAAGGAUGAUGAUACAAAAAUACCAAAAAAUAAAUAUAAAUUUCAACUUAUUCAUCGUGGAAGUAAUGAUGGUUUUAGUGUUAAAACUAUGCGUAGUGCAUGUAGUAAUAAAGGUCCAAUUUUUUUAAUCGUCAAAAUUAAAGAAAAUGGAACUAUAAUUGGUGGUUUUAAUCCUCUCGGUUAUAAGAAUGAUAAUUAUUAUGGUAAAAAUAGAGAAUAUUUUGGUACAACUAAUGAUAGUUUUAUUUUUUCUUUGGGUAAUAAUAAAGAUUGUAAAAAAAUUAUUAGUAGAGUUACCAAUGAAUUUUAUGCGAUAUGUGAAUCACGCUACACAAAUCUUGCUUUAAGUUUUGGUAAUAGCGAUUUAAUUAUUAAGGGUACAUAUGGUACGUGCAAAAAAUGUUAUUAUCAAUGUGAAAUUUUAGAUACUGAUAUUUUCUCAAUUGAAGAAAUUGAAAUCUUUAAAUUUUAUGUUGAAAAAAACAAAUAACUUACAUUAUUUUAAAAACUUUAUUAUUGAAUAUUUUUUUGCAUUAUGUUUUAGUUAAUUUGUUCUACAGUUUUAAUAAUUUUACUAUAAAGAUAGAGAGAUAUUACUAGUUACUAUUUAUUUCUUCGUUAUCAUAACAAUGGCA